Molecule: messenger RNA, 924 nt
Organism: Fraxinus pennsylvanica
Lineage: Eukaryota; Viridiplantae; Streptophyta; Magnoliopsida; Lamiales; Oleaceae
Source: the annotation of a GenBank genome assembly
AUGGCUUGGAGCCCAACAGAUAUUAUAGAGAGUAAAUUGGUGUUCUUUAGAGAGGAUGGCUCUGGAGAAUAUGGACUAGAGGAGUUGCUAGGAUCAUCGGCCGAGUUAUUGGGAAAGGGGACUUUUGGAACUAGUUACAAGGUUCCAAAAUAUGCUGUGGUUGUCAAGAGAUUGAAAAUUGUUGGCUGUUUAGCUGAGAUGGAAUUCAUAGAAAAAGUUAAAGAGUUGGGAUCUCAAUUUCUUCAUCAAUACUUGCUUCCUCUUAAAGCAUUUUGUUGUCAUCAGAAUGAGAGACUUCUUCUGUAUGAUCAUAUGCAAAUGGGAAGCUUGGCCUUUGUUUUGCACGGGAAUGGAGGUGCACAUAAGACUCCUCUCACUUGGGAAGUAAGGUGUAGAAUUGCCUAUAGAGUUGCCAGUGCUAUCCAAUAUCUCCAUUCACAAUAUGUUUUCCAUGGAAAUGUUCGAUCAUCCAACAUUUUUCUUACCAGUUCUUUCGAUGCAUAUCUCUCCGAGUACGCCAUCGCCCAACUUUUCUCGGACACUAAACCUAUACCAAACCUCGUAAUUGGUUAUUGUGCGCCCGAGGUGACAAAUGCACGCCAAAUUUCUCAAAAGUCCGACGUUUACAGCUUUGGUGUCCUUCUCUUUGAACUCCUUACUGGCAAGGCUCCCACAAAUGCACUGAAUGUCAAGGAAAAGGGUACUGACCUACCCAAUUGGGUGAGAUCGAUGUUUCAAGAGAAGCCCCUCAUUGAUGUGUUUGAUAAUGCAUUACAUGGCUACUAUAACACUUCUGGCAUAGGAGAGAAAAUGGUACAACUGUUACAGCUUUCUUUGUGUUGUACAUUUCAGUAUCCUAAUAAGAGACCUUCAAUGGCUGCUGUCACAAACCAGAUAAGGGAAACUUGUAGUUUUGAACGAUGA